Candoia aspera is the source of this 1131-nucleotide messenger RNA. RefSeq names its product olfactory receptor 13G1-like. NCBI's taxonomy places the organism in Eukaryota, Metazoa, Chordata, Lepidosauria, Squamata, Candoiidae. Gene Ontology annotation, molecular function: G protein-coupled receptor activity; olfactory receptor activity; odorant binding. Gene Ontology annotation, biological process: G protein-coupled receptor signaling pathway. The coding region runs from base 1 to 1131 and encodes 376 amino acids. The record is from RefSeq and is a predicted model, not a curated record. The transcript is spliced from 3 exons. Gene Ontology annotation, cellular component: membrane.
AUGAACAAGAUUGAUAUAGAGAACAACACGGCCGUAAUGGAGUUCAUCCUGGUUGGACUAUCUGCAGCAACUGAAAUACAGAUACUUCUCUUCUGGAUAUUCAUGUUCAUCUACUCUACAGCCAUAACUGCCAACUUCAUCCUCAUCCUUACCAUAUGCACUUUCAGGAAACUCCACACACCCAUGUACUUCUUCAUUGUCAACUUGUCCUUAGUGAACAUAUUCUCUAUUUCAGCUACAACACCUACAAUGCUCCAGAAUCUUUGGACUGGAAGAAAGACCAUCUCAUUUUAUGGUUGCUUUACUCAGGUCUAUUUGUUUAUAUGGGCUUUGGGGACAGAAGUUUCACUUCUCUCGUUUAUGGCUUUUGAUCGCUAUGCUGCUAUUUGUCACCCUUUGCAGUACACCAUGAUCAUGAGGAAUCAAGUUUGUGCUUGCAUAGCUAUUGGAGUGUGGGUUGUGGGACUGGUUAAUUCCUCAACUCAAUUUGGACUUUUGAUGCAGGUCACUUUUUGUAACUUCAAUGUCAUCAAUCAUUUCUUCUGUGAUGUACCCCCUUUAUUACAUCUCUCAUGCUCAGAUAUAACUUUAAAUGAGUUUGUGUUAUCUGCCUCAGGUGUGAUAUUAGGAGUUGGUUGUUGUGGGUUGACUCUAACAUCAUAUUUUUUGAUAAUAAGAGCUAUCUGCAGAAUCCGUUCCACUGAAGGGAAGAAGAAAGCAUUCUCCACCUGUUCCUCACAUUUUACUGUGGUCAGCAUUUUCUAUUCCUCAGUCAUCUAUGCAUAUAUCAGACCCUCUUCAGCCUACUCUCCAGAACAAGAUAAGAUAAUUGCUCUCCUAUAUUCAGUGGUAACUCCUCUGGCUAAUCCAGUCAUAUAUUCACUGAGAAACAAGGAUUUUAAGGAAGGAAUGGUCUUUCUUCUAGUCAAAAGAUUGUGGAGCAAUUUAGGUGUUGUAGCUGAAAUAGAGAAUACAUUCACCGAGGAUAAAUUGACAAUGAAGAAGUACAUGGGUGUGUGGAGUUUUCUGAAAGUGCAUAUGAAUGAUUUCCAAAUUCCAAUCAUUUCUUUGGCAUCUGAGAAGGAUGAGAUUGUAUUCCUUUCUACCAGCAUAAUGUCUGCUAAAAACUAG